This is a messenger RNA of Colletotrichum orchidophilum, 1215 nucleotides long. RefSeq lists its product as uncharacterized. The transcript has 2 exons. Lineage: Eukaryota; Fungi; Ascomycota; Sordariomycetes; Glomerellales; Glomerellaceae. The coding region runs from base 1 to 1215 and encodes 404 amino acids. The record is from RefSeq and is a predicted model, not a curated record.
AUGAAACAAGAUUCCAUCUUACCGACUCAUGGACCCAGUCCUACUAGUCCUCCGGCCCGCCGUCCCGCUGGACGCGCUCUCUUGGUAGUCCUAUUUACCAGCAUCCUAGUACUGUCCUUUUUCAAGGGCGAAACAAUCUUGUCAGCAAUCACUGAGAACGUAAAAGGCUGCGGGCGUGAAACUCACGGGGCACAAAAUGUCGCUACGCUCCGUGCCCGGGACGUUAGCCUCCUGCAAGAAGACACUGCCGUCUCUACAGAUGGACGGUCCGGAUACAACCGCAGGGAUGAGGACACUGCCAUCACAACGGACGGGCGCUCUGGCUACAACCGUCGGGACGACACUGCUAUUACCACGGACGGUCGUUCUGGAUACAACCGUCGUGGUGAAGACGCAGUUGUCGGUACCGACGGACGUUCCGGAUAUAAUCGACGCGGCAAUCGCAAGGAGACCUCUGAUAUUACCACCAAUGGUCGUUCUGGAUACAACCGCCGCGAACAAGACACAGCUAUUACUACCGACGGACGAUCUGGCUACAACAAGCGUGAAGAAGCGUCUGGCAUUACCACUGAUGGCCGUUCUGGGUAUAACCGUCGUGAUCAAGAUGCUGUUGUCACCACUGACGGACGGUCCGGAUAUAACCGACGUGAGGAGGAGCUGGACUCCUCUACUGAUGGGCGCUCCGGAUAUAACAAGCGUGAGGAAACCUCUACUGUCACGACCGAUGGACGCUCGGGGUACAACCGUCGUCAAGAAAACUCUGCCGUCACAACUGAUGGUCGAUCUGGCUACAACCGUCGAGGAGAUGAUGCUGAGAGCACAACCGAUGGACGAUCUGGGUACAAUAAGCGCAAGGAAGCCUCUGCCAUCGGUACUGAUGGACGGUCCGGAUACAAUCGCCGGGAGAAUGACGCAUCGAGCACGACGGACGGACGUUCUGGCUACAACCGCCGUCAAGAAGACCCUGUCGCGACCACAGAUGGUCGAUCCGGUUACAACCGUCGCGAGGAAACAGACGGUCGCUCGGGGUACAAUAGCGUGGAAGAUGGGCGCUCCGGGUACAAUCGUCGUGAGGAGACCUCAGAUGUCUCCACUGAUGGGCGAUCCGGCUACAACAAGCGGGAGGAGGAGGACGGCCGCUCCGGGUACAACAGGCGCGAGGAAGCCUCUGCCAUCACCACCGAUGGACGUUCUGGCUACAACCGCGCAGUUUGA